Molecule: messenger RNA, 3404 nt
Organism: Xiphophorus maculatus (southern platyfish)
Lineage: Eukaryota; Metazoa; Chordata; Actinopteri; Cyprinodontiformes; Poeciliidae
Gene: cyth2
Product: cytohesin 2
Exons: 12
Coding region: 96-1346 (416 amino acids)
Biological process (GO): regulation of ARF protein signal transduction
Molecular function (GO): guanyl-nucleotide exchange factor activity
Source: RefSeq, a predicted model, not a curated record
CAGCAUUUCGACACCGGUGGGGGGGUUGUCUGUUUUUUUCUGUCUCUAGUUUUGAGGAUAUAUUUCCCGAUAUAUCCCCAAUUUUCUGACAUUUAAUGACAGUCGACUCUGAGCUAUUUAUGCCUAAAAAUAAAGCACCAAAAAUGGAUGACCUGGACUACAUCCCAGUAGACCUGAGCCCAGAGGAGCGCUCCGAGCUGGAGGACAUCCGCAGGAGGAAGGGUGUCCUCUUGCAGGAGAUCCAGAGGCUCAGGGAGGAAUUACGAGAGGCAAUUUUAGAGGUAGAGGGACUGGAGACCAGUACAGAGGGCAGCAAAACUCUACAGAAAAGUAGACAUGUGGCUAUGGGACGCAAGAAAUUCAAUAUGGACCCAAAAAAGGGGAUUUUGUUUCUGGUGGAAAACGAGCUGCUCAGACACACAGCAGAGGACAUCGCACAGUUCUUGUACAAGGGAGAAGGCCUCAACAAGACCGCAAUAGGGGAUUACCUGGGAGAAAGAGAUGACUUCAACAUCAAAGUGCUUCAAGCUUUUGUUGACCUCCAUGAGUUCACCGACCUUAACCUUGUGCAGGCCCUCAGACAGUUCCUGUGGAGUUUCCGUUUGCCAGGCGAAGCACAGAAGAUUGACAGAAUGAUGGAGGCCUUUGCUCAGAGAUACUGCCACUGCAACCCUGGUGUCUUCCAAAGCACAGACACGUGUUACGUGCUUUCGUUUGCCAUAAUUAUGCUGAACACAAGCCUCCAUAACCCGAAUGUGAGAGACAAACCCGGACUGGACCGUUUCAUCUCAAUGAACCGCGGGAUCAACGACGGGGGAGACCUGCCGGAGGAGCUGCUCAGAAAUCUGUAUGAAAGCAUUAAAAAUGAACCGUUCAAGAUCCCGGAGGACGAUGGUAACGACCUGACGCACACGUUCUUCAACCCAGACAGAGAGGGCUGGCUGCUUAAGCUUGGAGGAAGAGUGAAAACUUGGAAACGCCGAUGGUUCAUCCUCACAGACAACUGUCUUUAUUACUUUGAAUACACCACAGAUAAGGAACCACGAGGUAUUAUUCCCUUGGAAAAUCUUAGCAUCCGUGAAGUAGAGGACCCAAGAAAGCCUAACUGCUUCGAGCUGUACAUCCCCAACAACCGCGGACAGCUCAUCAAGGCGUGUAAGACGGAGGCUGAUGGGAGGGUGGUGGAAGGAAACCACAUGGUGUACCGUAUCUCUGCACCCACACCGGAGGAGAAGGACGAGUGGAUCCACAGCAUCAAAUCUGCGGUCAGUGUGGAUCCGUUCUAUGAAAUGCUUGCUGCCAGGAAGAAACGUAUAUCACUGAAGAAGAAAGAGGAGCAGCCCUAGGUUACGUCUAUGUUCCUCUUCCUCUCACAUCAUCUCUGCUGCUCGCUCCUCUCUUUAACCUUUCUUCCUCCUCCUCAUUCUUCCUGAAAAUGCCUCCUCUUCCACUUGCAAGGACCCCUUGCUGUCCCGACCGCCAGACUCUUUUAAAAAGCUGCAACCGGAUCGAAUGGCUUACCUGCUGAGGCUGCCGUUCACAGUACUGCUGUUGCACUCAACUUAAUACAAUAAUCCCAGAGCACAAACAAAUUUUUGCCAUCGUCUCACCAUCACUCCCACUUAAACAGGCUGGAAAGAAUCUUUAAGACUGUAUUCACACUAGAAAUUAUCUUCUUUUUUUUGCACACUGGAUUGGCAUUUUAUACACAUCAAAUCACUUUAAUGUAAUUGUUUUGUUUUUUCAGAUUGCUUUAAUUUUUGGGAACGAUGUCGAGCAGUUUAAAAGGUUUACCAUCUGGGCUGAGAAUCGCCAUGAAUCAAGAAGUCAAAGAUUUUUCCACCUUGGUUUGAAUACAGUUUUAUUCAGGGUUGCAAGAAGCUGCAGUUUCAUGAAGUCCUAUUUUAUUAUCAUCAGUGCCGCCUUAAUAAGAUAUUCCCUUUGUUGAUUGUGCAUAGCCAAGACAAAAUGUGAAGUACUAACAAUAGGUUUUCAUUCUGAUAGAGCUGCAAAUUUGCAAACUAAUUUAAUAUUCCAAAUGGCAUAAAAUUCACAUCCAAACUUAAAUACUGAAGUAUAACAAGGUAAAUGUUAUUAAUGUAUAUUUUCACUGGAUUUCAUAGUGGAAACACAGCGUACAGUAUGAACUUUAGCAUGUUUCUCAACAUGUUUGAGCAAUAGCAGAGUAGAGUAUUGUUGUCUGGAGGCUUGUUGAAUCUUUAUCUGUACAGAGCAGCUCUCAUCGUGUCUUUUCAGAAUUAACGUAACGGCAUGAAACACAAGUUUUCUUUUUUUGUGUAGCACUACAACAACUCAACAUCUGUUUAAUUAACUCUGUCCACCAACCUGGGUUCUGUGAAGUCACAAAGGCAGCUCUUUUCAUUGUACACUUUUUGUAAAUAGACGUUAGCAUAUUUGUUUAUGAAACACAUAGAUUUGAUUUAAUUUAUUCUUUAUCUUUUGUUAAAAUCAGAUUUUUUUUGUACGAGCUACUGUUUUACUGCAUGUCGAUGAACGGAAGGAUCAGUCAUAGGUACUGAUGCAUGGUUGACCAAGUUAGUGCACUGAUUUGGAAAGUGUUCGUGUUUCCUGGUGACAUGGAAAGAUAGCAUUUAAUACUGAAGUUGGUUUGUGCAUCGAGUGAUCCUGCUUACCUUUAGAAAAUAUGAGAUUAUAUGUUUGACUUUUGUUUUUGUUUUUUCCUUCUUGAGGGAUUCAAACUCUAUAAAGCACAGACAGAGUUUGAUUCUCACACUCUGCUGCUCAGUGUCAAACUUAAAGGGCAUAUGUCAUCAUUUUGGUAAAAUUCUCUGUUUCAAAUAUGUUCAGGCUUCAGCUAAUUUACAUUUUAUGACUGAAAUUCAGAAAUGCAGAAAAACAACAGGGAGCUAAACCCAUUCAUUAAGAUAUAAGUAGCGAUAGCAAAGUCUUCACUUGAAUUUGAGUUCAUAAAGGGUAUAUUUAUUUAUGGUGAUUUAUCUUCAGAGGUUGAGGAGGUCGGGAGAAAUGUUAAGUGUGUUAAGUGGAUGAAAACCAAACAAACCAGCACCCCACAGAUAGAUUUAAAAGUGCGUGUGAUGAGUCCAUUCUGAGUGUAAUUCACCAUCCUGAGCACUUGUAACAAAUACUCUAAAAGAUAAUUUAACCAUUCGGAUUGAUGCUUGAAUAUCUGUCCCAACAUUUUAACUCAGAUGUGUACAGGCACAUUACGCCCAACAAAAUAACUUAGUUUUAUUGACACCAUCUCCACAUGUCCAUCCUGUUCCACCUUGAAAAGUAACUCCAAGCGGAUCAUACACGUUUUAAAAAUACUGACGUACAACCUGUUAGCUACUAUCUUCCAAUGCAUUGGAUUUGGCUAAGAAUAUGUCGAAGUAACUGUCAGAGGAAGGGAGAUGGUUAAU